Mya arenaria is the source of this 2890-nucleotide messenger RNA. RefSeq names its product trichohyalin-like. The transcript is spliced from 35 exons. Bases 245 to 2332 code for a protein of 695 amino acids. Lineage: Eukaryota; Metazoa; Mollusca; Bivalvia; Myida; Myidae. The record is from RefSeq and is a predicted model, not a curated record.
CACAAAUAUUGGUUCAAUUUAAGACUUAAAAGACGAACAGUAAAGUAAAUACAUUAUUGACUUCUUAUACUAAAUACAAGUUUCCAUGAACAAUCUGGAUUAGGACAUAUUAAUUAUUUUCCCAUCAGAACGAAACACGGUUACAUAGACGGGGUGACUAAUGCGAGUGAGUGUCAAGUCGAAAUCAAAAGGUAAACUGGCUUAAAAGGUCACGUAAAGAACAUCGACGACACGAAAUCUUUAAAUGGCUUCUCCGCCCUUCAUCUCUCACACUGGUGAUGAUGCCCAUCAGCGAACUAAGUACACUGAUUUUGGAUCUAUAUCACGAUCUAAAUCAGUCCCGUCAGCGCCAAAGAUUGUGGAUAUGCUAGAACCAAUGCCUGCGUCGAACGAAAUACUGAAAUUUUCUAUUAUGCCAGCUGGACAUUACGACAAUGUCACAGCUGAUAUGGAAACGCCAAGGCAAGAUGUGCCAUCGGGGAAAGGAUUUAACAAGAAAAUAUUGAGCCUGCAAAUUCGACCGCUGUCUUCUUCGAAUGAAAGACGGGAGUCACUACGUACGCCGACUGGACACUCUGCUAUGGUCACUGAUAAUAAGUCAACGUCAAGGCGACAGAGUUCAUUGAAGAGAGGAAAUAAUGGUGAACACCCCGUUCAGCGGUCAAGAGUCACGGAUAGCACCUCUUUACCUAUACCGUCAGUCCGGUCAGCUCCGAAGGAUGUCAUGAGGGUUGAAGAUCAUCGGGCCAUGCCUUCUUCAACCGAACGAUUGGACUCACUCGAUGUUGCAUAUCCAGGAGACUCAGCAUUUUGCCUAACAGAAGAAGAGCAGCAAAUAUUUCAAAGCGAAGGACAGUACGUAAGAGCUCAAACGAACGAAGUUUAUAGAGAUGAUUCAGCAUUUUGCCUAACAGAAGAGGAGCAGCAAAUAUUUCAAGGCGAAGGACAAUGCCUUCCUGAUAUACCUCUUAAGAACAAAACAAACAGGGACAACGAAAGAUCGCUACAAAAGGAAAUACGACAAAAACAGAAAGAAUGUAAAAGACUGAGAAAAAAAGAAAAGUCGCUGCAAAAAGAUAUUAAUCAACUAGAGAAAGAAUGUAAAGAAUUUAGAAAAAGAGAAAAGUCGCUGCAAAAAGAAAUAAAACAACUAAAGGAAGAAUGUAAAGGUUUAAGAAGAUGCAAUAAUGAGCGGAGUUUUGCUUUAAACCAGAAACAAAGCGAGUUAGCCAAAAAAAGAAAGGAGCUUCUAGCACUGCAAGAAACUAUCAGAGUAAAAGAUGAAUGCCUAAGAAAGUACAAUGACACACUAAGAACAAAAAAGAAAUAUAUAUCGGACUUGGAACUUGAAUUAGCGGAUUUGAAAAAAGAACUCAGUCUGCAACUAAAAAGACAUCACGAAGAAGAGAGCAAAAUAGCAACGUUUGAGAACGAUAAGAAAAAACUUGAAGAAAAUGUUAAAAAGUUGGAUGUCGACAAAAAAAAACUGGAAGAAAAUGCUAUCAAGUUAGCUGAAGACCAGAAGAGACUGGAAGAAAAUGCUAUCAAGUUAGCUGAAGACCAGAAGAGACUGGAAGAAAAUGCUAUCAAGUUAGCUGAAGACCAGAAGAGACUGGAAGAAAAUGCUAUCAAGUUAGCUGAAGACCAGAAGAGGGAAGGAAAAACAAGAGCAUUGGAAAAUGAAAUACACAAAUUGCGAUGUGAUAAUGAAAGGCUAGAGGAUUACGUAAAAGAACUGACGGAUGAAAUCACACGGCUGAACAAAAAAUCAGAAUUAAUGAUACAAAACCAGCAGGAGGACAACGAGACCGACGAUCGUGAUAAGGAAUAUAUCGAGGAUUGGGAUAGUUCACAACAGGCUUGGAUAAAUGGCGGUAGAUCGGACAAAGCACUGAAACAGUUAAAAGAGUUACUAGAAACAAUUAAAUUCAGAUUGGUUUAUUUCAUGAAUUGCUUGAUGUGUAUCAAUGCCAGAAUUCGUAAAACAACGGUUACGAUGUGGUUGGAGGAUCGGACAAGAAUGGAAGAACAGCGCCAAACAAUGAGUGGCGAUAGAUCUGUCAAGUUACUCAAAAGGUUAAAUACUUUGCGAGGAUCAAUAGAACAAGUGGAGUUACAGACGAAGAAUGCAGAACGACACCAAAGGUUAAGUGCGAUAUUUUCAACGUCCGAAGAGGAAACGAAAAGAUUGCGGGAUGAAAAGUCAGAGACGGUAGAACGCCAGAAAAGGUUCAGCGCACAACUUUUGGAGAUUGAAGAAAACAGAAAAAGGUUCUGCGAACAACUUUCGGAGAUUAAAGAGGAAAUACCCAACCUGAAGAGUGAUGAUUAGGACGGUCCGCUAAAGAACGAAGAUCAUCGCUUAUCUUAUUGGAACGCAUUGCGUGUCAUCAUUGAAACACCUUCUAGAAAACAUAUCCACACAUAAGUAUCCAUCUAUUUUAGACUACGUCGCUUUUAUCAAUGUGAAACAUCUUAACACGAGGAUAGUGAUCAGCUAGAGAAAUACCCAGAAUAUUUGAUAUCAUUUAAUCGAUCUUCAACAAAUGGUAUAACACCAUUAAUACAAUUUAAACGGUGGACAAUAAAUUAUAGUGUGCACUUAUCUUUUUAAAAAUAACGUUACAAUAUACGAAAAUCUAUAUUAUCAAUUCCUGAUCCACAACACUGUUAGUAUACACAGGUCAACAAGGAUUUACAUAGUGUAAAUGAAUAAAUCAAAAUGAUCAUAUGAAGUUAUAAUACCAAUGUUUCAUGCAAAGGCCAAUUACAGCUUGUAUUUAUAUUUUCUAAUCCAUGAAGCUUUUGAUUGAUCUUCGUAAAAAUAUAUUGUGUAGUAUGUGUUUUACAAUUAAAUCUAACUGUUUCAAUUAUUCAGUUUCGAACAAUA